AUGAAUGAUAAAUCAAAACUCACAGAACUAAUUAGCUGCUUAUUAACAGAUAAUUCAUUUACCAUAUAUGAAUAUAUCUAUACUGAGAAUAAUAAAGUUAAGAGUGGGCUUACUAAAGAAGAAAUUUUAAAGAUUGUUAAAAGUGAAAAUAAGGAGAAAGGUAAAAAAGAAGAAUUUAUUGAACAAGAAAAAUUUGAAGAUGCUGAUGAAGAAUUCAAAUAG
Messenger RNA from Cetraspora pellucida, 222 nucleotides. The record is from the annotation of a GenBank genome assembly. Lineage: Eukaryota; Fungi; Glomeromycota; Glomeromycetes; Diversisporales; Gigasporaceae.